Molecule: messenger RNA, 3327 nt
Organism: Notolabrus celidotus (New Zealand spotty)
Lineage: Eukaryota; Metazoa; Chordata; Actinopteri; Labriformes; Labridae
Product: coiled-coil domain-containing protein 158-like
Exons: 24
Coding region: 149-3163 (1004 amino acids)
Source: RefSeq, a predicted model, not a curated record
CGAGGUGUGUGGGUCUGACGUCAUACGAAGGCGGAAGUUUAAAACUGUUGGCGCUAACGUUACUGUUGCUGUCAUUUCUUCACCAGUUUAACUUCAGCAAACACCUGAAUCAGUCCACACCGUUAUCAACACAGUCAUGUGAACAGGAAUGGAGCCAGAUAUAUCAGCGGAGUUUCAGCCACCUGCACUCCAAAGUUUUGGGCUUUUUAAAAACAAUGGUGCCAGUGUUUUACAAGUGGAGUCUCUGUUGAGCCAGUCAAAACAAACUCCAGCAUCAACAGGAGCAUCUGCUCUCUUUACAGGGACCCAUGAUGCCUGCCCUCAGCAAAGAUUUCACACCCUUACACUGGACGAAUUGAGUGAAGAACUCGAUAGGCGCACCAAGGAAACCCAGAGGCUUCAGGAGGAGGUGGAAUAUGCAACCAAAGUUACUUUGGAGAGAUUUGGAUGCACAUAUGGCAUCCACAGCUCACCUGGACAAAGAUACCACAACCACAGCUUUAAUGUCCAUGACUCACCUGGGGAUUCCUCUAUUCCUUCAACCCACCAGCAGGCAGUGACUCAGCCUCUGGUCUGUGGUCUGGGUAGUUUAAGCCAAACUGGAGCCCAAAGAGAUAUCUGUUCUCCAAGAGAAGAAGUGUUUGAAAAUGUAAUAGAUGACUGUUUGCAACAGCUGUCUGACUUGCAGCUCAACAAGACUCCUGAUCCCCCCAAACAAGAGACGUUCAGUGUGGACAAAGCCGUUGUGAACCUGCAGACUAAAUUACAUAGAGUCCAGUUGGAGAGGGACGUACAGUCUGACCUCAGAUUGAAGGACUCGAGGACACAUGUGUUUCAGAUGGAAAAGAUGCUCCACAUGCUGGAGGAGCUGCAAAAGAUCAAGAGGGCGGGGGACCAGAAGCUGCAGGAGACGGAGGAAGAGACGCUGGCCCUUAACGAGAAAGUAGCAACACUGGAAAGAAAUGUAAAGGAGAUGUACGAUGCAAUAUUAUCUAAUGAUAAACAAAGGGGACAAGAUACCAUCAAAAGUCCUGACACAGCCUUUGUUUCAAGUCAACUGAACCAGGCUGCCGAUUUAACCGAAUAUUUAAACAACGUAACAAACAAGCUACAGGAGAGACCAUUUUUGACACAAGAACAUCUGGGGAGUGAAGAAAGCAGAGGAGCAAAUAAGCCAAAAGAAAGAAUUGAAGACCUGAUUGCAGGUCUUGGCCAGGAGAUGGUGCUGUUGACUGACAAACUGAGCUCGUCAAAACACGACAGCAUCAGUUUGAGUGUCAAACUGGAGAUGUUAAAGGGGCUUGCAGAGAGACAGACAUCACUGCACCAGUGUCAGGUCUGUGACCUUGAGUCUGCCAUCUGCAGCCAUAAAGAUAAGGUGUGUUGUCUGGAACAGCAGCUCGUUCAGGCUCAGUCCCAGCUGGUGGAUGCCCAAAGAGAGAGAGAGAGAUCUUUACUACAAGCAGAGGAGCUUCAGUCCCAAAUCUGCCAACUUCAGAGGUGCGGUGAUCAGCAGCAGUGUGAGCUCCAGGAGGAGGUGAAGGUCCUGAGAGGACAGCUGGAGGCAGCCAGGGAGCAGCUUAGGAGAGGUGGGGAGGAAAAAUCCUGCCUAGAGGCCCUGCUGGAGCAGAGGGCUCAGGAGGGGAGGAAAUCCCAGGAACUCCUGAGGGAGAAAACCAAGGAACUCCAGCACAGGCAGCAAGAAUCCCAGCAGUAUCUUGUCAGGCUCGAUGUGGCUCAGAGACAGUGCCAGAUCCUGCAGGCGGAAGAACAGACCCUGAGGCUGCAGCUGGAUGACCGUGAGAGGAUGCUUGACGAUUUGAGGUUAGAGAUGGAAAGUAGCAUCCAGAUGUCAGUGCAGCACAGCCGGGCCAUCAACAACCUUCACCAAGAGAACAGCCUUCUUAGCAACCAGCUGAACCAACACAAGCAGGAGAUGGAGCAGCGCAGGGCAGAAUUAGAGCAGAAUAAGUUAGACCUGGCUGCUGCUGAUCAGGAGAGACGGCGACUACAGGUCUCAGUGGAAGAACAAAGACAGCGAGUUCAGGAGGAAACUCUAAAGAAACAGCAGCUCACUUCCCAGCUGGAAGUCCAGCACAUGCAGUUCCUCACCCUCACUGAGGAGCACCAGCAGCUGCAACAGCUCCACAUCUGUAAGAGUGAGGAGCACGAGGGUGUGGCGCUGAAGCUUCAGAGUCAGCUAAGGAACACCCAUAAGGAGCUUGACCAGGUCAGGAGCACCCUGAGAACCCUGGAAGGAGCUGAUGGACACGGCCUCCAAGUAGCCAUGGAGAUGCAGAGGAAGAUCACAGUCAGGAGAGAGCAGUUUGACUCUCUGCAGAGCAAAAUCCAACAUUCAGAGGAGACAAUUGAGAAGCUGCAUCAGGAGAAGCGCCAACAGAGCCUCCAGCACCAGCAGCAGCUCCAGGAGCUUACAUUCAUUAGAGAGGAGAAGAGACAACUCCGCAGUGAACUAGAGGCCCUUCACUCAAAUGACAAACAGCUGAGGGAACGGAUUGGCAGGCUGGAGGCAAUCCUUCACAAGAUGUCAGAGAGCUUUGCAGACUGUCAAGACUUCAUCCAGCUGCAGGAGCAGGACUUUAUCCGACUCAAAAUCCAACACACCCUGGACCUGAAGGAGCUACAAGGUCAAAACUUUAUAGCAAAUGUACCUCCAUCUGACCCGGACUCCCCGUCCUCAUCUGCACUCACUGCUCCACCCUCUUCCCAGCAAGCCUUCAACACUCACAUAACGCAGCAGAAAGAGAUCCCCGUCAGGGAGUUCAGGUCUCUCGUCAAAGAUCUGCGAGGGGUGAUUUCAGAGAACCACAGACCACACACAGAACACACCGCCACCCGCAGCAGCUUCCUCAGGAGGAGGUCCGCACCGGAGAAAGAGCACACGACCACAUCAAGUGACAAGGACAAAGCAGUGAGAGCUUCUUCAAGACUAAGAAGAAAAACCUGCGGCAGUGAGCCACAUGUUCUGAAGACGGCUGAGCAGAACGGAAAAACAGUCAACUACAAAUCCUUCCGUGAAAGCUGUGGUAUUUCAAGUCCAGCUGCUGCGGGGAAGUACAGUUCCUCCUCACAGCUCCUCUCACUGGGCCGGAGGUCACCCGUCCACUCUCUCCUGACCUCUGACCCAAACAGCCACCAGUGACCAACACAACAAGACACAACAGACCUGAGGCUGGCUCCUCUUAUCAGGCUACAUUUUUUAUUUUUAAAAGGCUCCCCAGAUGAAGUUGUCAAACAAUUGUUUUAUAAAAACCAACAAUCAGGUGUAUUUCUGUAAUUUAUUUUAAAUAAAUGUUUAAAAUAUUA